Anopheles nili is the source of this 1809-nucleotide messenger RNA. RefSeq names its product sodium-dependent nutrient amino acid transporter 1-like. NCBI's taxonomy places the organism in Eukaryota, Metazoa, Arthropoda, Insecta, Diptera, Culicidae. Gene Ontology annotation, molecular function: L-amino acid transmembrane transporter activity. The coding region runs from base 1 to 1809 and encodes 602 amino acids. Gene Ontology annotation, biological process: sodium ion transmembrane transport. The record is from RefSeq and is a predicted model, not a curated record. The transcript has 5 exons. Gene Ontology annotation, cellular component: membrane.
AUGGAUUCCACUCCAAAGACAAUCGCUAAAGGAUUAAACCACACCAAUUGCGUCAGCAUCGCGAUCGCAUCCCCCACCGUACCGGUGCGUGAAAAAUGGUCCAGCAACAUCGAGUUCACGCUUUCGUGCAUCGCAUACUCGGUGGGAUUCGGAAACAUCUGGAAGUUCCCGUACACCGCACUCGACAACGGAGGUGGUGCGUUCCUGAUCCCAUACCUGGUGGUGUUGUUCGUGAUCGGUCGUCCGCUUUACUAUCUCGAGAUGGCGAUGGGACAGUUCUGUAGCCGGGGUUGUGUCAAGAUCUACGAUAUGGCCCCUGCUAUGCGUGGUGUCGGUAUCGGCCAGUCCGUUGCGAUGGUUGUAGCGAUGUCCUACUACACGCCGGUGUUGGCCAUCACGCUUCGCUAUCUAUUGCUGUCGUUUAGUAGUGAGCUACCUUGGAGCAAGUGCGAUCACUCGUGGAGUCGGUGUAUUGAUUCGGACUUCCGAGGGUACACUAACGUGUCAGAAACAGCCAUGGAAGAUCGCAGGAAUGUCUCGGCAGAGCUUUAUUUCACCAACACGAUCAUGCAUCGAGCACCAUUAGCCGAAGGUUUAGGGUUUCCCGACAUGCAGCUGGUUCUCUGUCUGCUCGUCUCGUGGCUGAUAUUGGUUGUCAUUCUCAUCAAGGGUGUCAGAAGCACGGGAAAAGCCUCCUAUUUUUUGGCCAUCUUCCCGUACGUUAUUAUCUUUAUCCUGCUGGCACACUCCCUGAGUCUUGAGGGCUCCCUGAAAGGUAUCAAGUUCUUCCUAACACCCAAGUGGGAGAGUCUCUUCUCGGCCAAGGUCUGGAUGGAAGCCGUCACGCAGUGUUUCUUCUCGCUGUCGAUCUGUUUCGGUGGCAUUAUCGCGUACUCCUCGUUCAACAACUUCUCGAACAAUGUGUACCGUGAUGCGAUGAUCAUAUCCUGGCUGGACACGUUCACCUCGAUCAUCGUUGGCUGUAUCGUGUUUGGAGUACUUGGGAACCUGGCGCACGUCACCCAUCGGGACAGCAUCCAGGAUAUCGUGCGUGAAGGACCGGGUUUAACGUUCAUGGCCUACCCCGACGCGAUCGCCAAAUUCGAGUACUUUCCUCAGCUGUUCUCCGUGCUGUUCUUCCUAAUGUUCUACAUCGUGGGCAUCGGAAGUAAUCUCGGUGCGAUUACGAGCGUCAUCACGGCGAUCCGUGACCGCUGUCCGACCGUCGACAACUGGAAGAUUGUGCUUGGGGUUAGUGUGUCGAUGUUUGGCGUAGGUGUGGUAUACCUAACACCGGGUGGAUUGGAUCUCCUUGACGUGCUCGAUACGUAUGGUGCGAAAUACGUCACCCUUACGCUGGCCCUGUUCGAGAUCAUUACGUUUGCGUGGAUCUAUGGUGUCGAUCGGGUUUGUCGUGAUAUCAAGUUCAUGCUGCAGCUUGAAACUGGACUAUUUUGGCGCGUUUGCUGGGGCUUUUUGGCACCUUUGCUCGUGGGUAUCAUUCUAGUUGUGAGCUUCAUCGACUACGUUCCACUAAAGGUUCCCACGCAGUACAACGUCGCUGGAUGGAUUCUGUAUACUUUUGCCGUUCUUCAGCUACCCUUGUGGGCCUGUUAUGCGGUGGUUACACAGGACGAGAAAGGAUACCGCUCCAAGCUGAACGCUGCUUUCCAACCCACCGAAUCGUGGGGACCGGAAAACGACGGCACACGCGAUCAGUACAAAAAAAUGGAAAGCAAACGGGCGAACAUUGAUGAUUUACCCAGCCGGUCCAUCACGAACAGAUUUUAUCGAAAGUUAUUUGAUUAG